This is a messenger RNA of Maudiozyma barnettii, 1620 nucleotides long. Its product is annotated as LisH domain-containing protein. The transcript has a single exon. Gene Ontology annotation, molecular function: protein binding. Bases 1 to 1620 code for a protein of 539 amino acids. The record is from RefSeq and is a predicted model, not a curated record. Lineage: Eukaryota; Fungi; Ascomycota; Saccharomycetes; Saccharomycetales; Saccharomycetaceae.
AUGGGCGUACCUGGAACAACUAAUGGUCCCUCUGAGGACAAUAAGAGUACUACUCGUAAAGUGAGGAAGCCUAGGGUCUCAAAACAACGGAAAACAUCGACUAAGAACAAACCUGUGGAGCAUACAAAUAUUCCUCGUAACCAACCACCAAAUAAGGAAAUACCUGAUUUCCAUUUUAAUAUGGUAGUAUCAGAUGCCAUGGCUGUGAAUUCUCGUCAAUUACUUUAUGCUCACAUUUACAACUAUUUACUUCAGAAUAACUAUUACGAGACAGCAAAACGAUUCUUAAAGGAGGCAGAAGUACCUUUAUCCAAUUUAAAUAAUCCAAAGGCUACUAAUAAUAACUCAUUAAAUUUGAAAGAUUUGGGACCAAAUCAAUUAUUGAAAUCCAAGAUGAUUAUUAGUUCUCCUGAUACGUUUUUAUUGGAAUGGUGGCAAUCGUUAUUGUUAUUGAAUAAUUUCGUGGAUAGUACUCCCUUGGAAGAAUUAAGUUCAAAAUUAGAUUUUUCUUCAGCACCAACUCAGGGAAAAGUGGUCCCAAUCUUACCUUUACAAAGAUCUGGUAACCCUUAUAUGAACUCGAUGCCGACAUCUAACAAUAUACAAUCAAUUCAAACUCAAAAUGGACCUAUUCCAAAUAUGACCCCAAAUAACAAUAAUAAUAGCAAUAAUAAUAAUAACAAUAGCAAUAAUAUUCCAAAGGAAUCGAUAAAUAAUCCAAAAGCACAAUCGAACCCACCACCGCCACCACAGCAGCAGGCACAUAUGAAUACUACAAAUCAGAUGGCAAAUGCUCAAUAUGCCAUACGACAGCAACAACAAUUGCCAAGGCAAGAUCAAUCACCAAUGGUAAAUGGGAUGCCAAUAAAUCCAUCAAUGGGACCACAAUUUAUGCAGCAACAAAUGAUGGCUUCUCAGUAUUCGAAUAUGAUGAAUUUACAACAACCUCAACAACAGAUGAUAAAUAAGAAUGCAAUGUUGAAUGAUAAUGGACAAGUGGUAUAUCCAUCUGUCGCACAGGAUUCAGUGGCUUCAAAUGAUUCACAUAACAACUCUAAAGAUGGAAACAAAGGUUAUAAUAACUUUGAAACAACUCAAAACGCUAAAGGUAUGGUCAAUUCAAAUCAACAACGACAAGUGCAAGCUCAAUUUGCAUCACAAAAGAGGAAACAUUCCGAAAAUAUGCGAAAUGCUUCUCCUCACUCCCAAGUAAUGAAUCAAUCGGGAAUACAGGCACAAUAUCAAGCUCAUUUACAAAACUCUCAAAGACAAGGUUUAGAUGUUGCAUCUGUAUCAGCUGCGUCAUCCGGAUCUCCUAAUAUUAUUAUGAGUAAUAUGCAAGAAGGUAACCCUAACAUGAAAAUGGACCUUUCAGAUCCUGGUAUGCAACAACAGUAUAUGACAAUGUUGAAAUCGAUGUUAGUAAAAAAUCAAACUCAAGGUCAACAAAAUAAUAGUAGCGAGAAUGCAAUUAUUGAUUUUUCUAUGAUGAACUUCAACAUCCCAAAUCACAAUAACGACGAAUCUGGUAAUAACAGUUCUACAAAUCUUAAUGAUGGAACAUUAAAUAAAAAUAUUGGUAAGCCGGAUGACAAUAACAAUAAUGCUAUUAAUGACUAA